Hyalella azteca is the source of this 1976-nucleotide messenger RNA. It is a transcript of the gene Idi, whose product is annotated as isopentenyl-diphosphate Delta-isomerase 1. Gene Ontology annotation, molecular function: isopentenyl-diphosphate delta-isomerase activity. NCBI's taxonomy places the organism in Eukaryota, Metazoa, Arthropoda, Malacostraca, Amphipoda, Hyalellidae. Gene Ontology annotation, biological process: isopentenyl diphosphate biosynthetic process; isoprenoid biosynthetic process. The coding region runs from base 282 to 1043 and encodes 253 amino acids. Gene Ontology annotation, cellular component: cytoplasm. The transcript has 4 exons. The record is from RefSeq and is a predicted model, not a curated record.
UUCUAGGCAAGUUCAAAUUCCACUAAAUUUAAAAACAAUGGUGAACUUCUCACGUAAGGGCUGUCAAAAUCCCAUAAGCAACCUGUAAAUCACUUCUAUAAAAUCAAAUGCAACGAAGCGGAAAAGUAAAUUGUUAAAUUUGGACAGCCUGCCGACAUCAACACUGCCUCCGACUCGGUGAGGCUCCGACUCAGAGCGCCAGCUGCCCGCAUCCAUGGUUGAAACUUUAGGAGACGUGUAGAGAAAAGCUUAAGAAUACUAUAUCGUCAAAAAUAGAUGCUAUGCAACUGCUUCAAAGUAUUGCAAAACGUGCUCUUCGCACCAGUUUCGUUCCUCGAAUAAACAGCCAUGCAUUGAUGAGCACAGUAAUCUUGGAUCAGGUGCAGGAAGCCCAGCUCACUCCUCUGUUGAGGGAACAAUGCAUCUUGGUGAAUGAACUGGACCAGAUCAUUGGAGCUGCCAGCAAACUAGACUGCCACAAGUGGGAUGCAGUCACCAAGUCUUCUCCCCUGCACAGGGCUUUCAGCAUCUUUCUCUUCAACACACAAGGAGAACUACUCUUGCAACAACGCUCUUCUCAAAAAGUGACAUUUCCUGGACACUUCACCAACAGUUGCUGUUCACACCCGUUGAGCUUAGAGGUGGAGAAAAAUGGAGUUGAAGGCGCCAUGGUUGCAGCAAGACGUCGCCUUGAAUUUGAGCUUGGUAUCGCCCAUGACCAAGUAUCACUGGACGAGUUUCAGUAUCUGACACGCAUUUGGUACAACGGUCGAGUGGAUGGCAGUCAGUUUGCAGAACACGAAAUCGACUACAUAUUUGUACUGCAAAAAGACCUCGAGCUGAAACCAAACCCAGAUGAAGUGCAAAGAGUCGAGUAUGUGUCACAAAAGCGCUUCAACGACUUCAUGAUGGGAUUGAAAAAGAAUGAUGUACCCACCACUCCAUGGUUCAAUCUUAUUUGCCGCAAUUUCUUGCCUGUCUGGUGGAAGAAUCUUUCAUCUUUGUCUGACUUCAAGGACCAUGAACGUAUUCACAAAUUAUGAAUAUUUCUAGGAAUACCUGUUUUCAGUCAAGUUUCUAGGCAAAAGAGUUAUCCUACAGUGUACUCGUAUACCUAUUUUUAUAUUCUCAGUGGAUUUGGCAAGGUAGGAUUGAAUUUUCUGUGGUUCGCUUGCAUGCAAGGGCUGCAUAUACAAAGGCACUGCAUUUGCAGAGGAUUAAAUUAUUCGUGCUAUCUCAAAAUUUAAUUACUUGUUGCGUAGGUACACUUACUGUAGUGUAAGGAUUUGGUUCCAGAUUACCGUAUAUCUCGCUUUUUUAAAUGGCUCGAAAUAGAAUUUAUCAUUUCCACUCAAAACGUCAUUUUACAGUGGAGUAGUUACAAAAAAUAUUAUAUUUACCAAAAUCCAGGUCUGCCUAACGAAACUUUCAGAUUAGAAUUUUUUUAUUUUACCUAUUUCAAUACCAUUAAAUAUCACGAAUAAUUAUCCUUUGUUAUCAGUUAGCGUGCAUUGUUAUAGACUUUUCAUAUUAACCAAAGAUAUAAACAUGUACUUAGCUCGUUAAGCUUCUCAUUUGCCUGGUUCAGUGAGAUAAAAGCUUGGUUCACGUAACGUUGACGCAGAAUAAAUUUUGUUGGUUCCCUUUCAUAAUAUGGAAGCACGAAAAUGAAAGCUUAUGAAGUAUCCCAAGCGUAGUUUUAAGCAAAUUUCAUUCAUUUCAGCUAGAAAUAUACGGUAAAAUUUUUUGCACGUGACCAAAAUUUCGAGACGUGUUUGUUUAGUAACCGUGUUAAAGCUUAUAGCAAACAAUUUAUGAUGUAUUAAACUGGUCUACUGUGAGUGGUAUAUUAUAGUUUUUUUUGUACAAUAGCAGACCAUACAAAACCUACAUAGGUAUAUAUUUUCCAAUUUACACAGUUACUGUAUUGCAGUUUAUCUCUGAAAUUUUGUACCAAAUCUGUGAAUGAGAAGAGA